AUGAAGCGGGAUUUGUUGCUCUUUGUUUUCGGGUGGUUCAAACUCCCGUGGCUCCUGGAUUGUUUGGUUGUUCAUGUGAGUGAGGAUGCGGGACUGGGCACCGCGAUCGCCGGUCUGGAGGGAAGCUCCGCUUGCGCGCUGGAGCAGCUCAUCCUGCCGCGCUUCGCGGAGAGUUUCCUGCGCCCGGACGCGGGUGUGCUGACCCUCUCGGGCGCUUUGAACUGCGACGCGGUUCUUUUGAACCCGUUUAGUGUGUACGCGGUCGUGGACUGUGCUGAUAACGCGUCGGGUUUCAGACACCUUGUAACCAGCCAGUAUGACGUGCACGUUCACGGGGAGAACUGCGCGAGGGUACGCAAACGGGAAGAAAAACUGGAUGUGGAGAUUAUAAGUUUGAUAGACACUUCUGAGUGCCUUGAGGCGGACACUGCUGUUUUCCGGGUGUUUGAUGUGUUACCGGGCAACCCGACGCGCUGUAAUGUAACCGGGACUUCAGCGCUUUAUAUCUCCAACGGGCUGCUGUUUACUUCUGCUCCGCUGUGUUUCACUCGCGACUCAUUGCUGGAGUUUCAACUGCGCUGCGUGGGACGCGAAAGAAGCGCACGUUCUGGUCUCGCGCAUGCGCAGUGGCGCGUGGGCCGCGGCCCGUUCACGCAAACACACCUGAGGAAGUUACUGCAGCGGGCCGGGGGUUCGAACUCGGGUCUGCUGAGCAGGAGGAAGAGGAAUGUCAACAAUAACCCUCAGUUUCAACCUCCCAUGUAUCAGGUGUCCGUUCCAGAGAAUCAACCAGCUUGGACUUUUGUUGUUGUUUUAAAAGCAGUUGACCCGGAUGAGGGUGAAGCUGGUAGGCUGGAAUAUUUCUUAGAGGCAUUGUUUGAUAGUCGUUCCAACAAUCUCUUCGCCGUCGACCCAUCAAGCGGAGUCGUUUCCACCGUGGAGAUACUAGACAGAGAAACAAAGGACACGCAUGUGUUCAGGGUCACGGCGGUUGAUCGUGGAAUGCCACGACGUACAGCCAUGGCCACUCUUACCGUAACAGUCAGCGAUACAAACGAUCACGACCCCGUAUUUGAGCAGCAGGACUAUAAAGAGAGCGUGAGAGAAAAUCUGGAGAUUGGUUACGAGGUUCUAACUGUGCGCGCCACUGAUGGCGAUGCUCCCGUUAACGGAAACAUCCUUUAUCAUUUGCUGAACAACAACAACGGGACUAACGAUGUUUUUGAGAUCGAUUCCCGGUCUGGCGUUAUUCGUACACGAGGACUGGUUGACCGCGAAACGGUCGAAUCCUAUGUGCUUCUAGUCGAAGCCAACGACCAAGGACAGGGUCCCGGCCCCCGAAGUGCGACGGCGACCGUCCACAUCGUCGUGGAGGACGAUAACGACAACGCGCCGCAGUUCAGCGAGAAACGCUACAUCGUACAGGUUCCCGAAGACUUGACGCCCAACACCGAAAUCUUGCAGGUGACGGCGACAGACCAGGACCGCGGGAAUAACGCCAUGGUCCAUUUCAGCAUCAUGAGUGGCAACACAAGGGGCCAGUUUUACAUCGACGCCCAAACAGGAAAAUUAGAUUUGGUGAGCCAGCUGGAUUACGAGAUAAAUAAGGAGUACACACUUCGCAUUCGAGCGCAAGAUGGCGGACGCCCGCCGCUCUCCAACAUCAGCGGCCUUGUCACAGUGCAAGUACUGGACGUUAACGACAACGCUCCGAUAUUCGUAAGCACUCCAUUCCAAGCUACAGUGCUGGAGAACGUUCCAGUUGGAUAUUCCGUCAUUCAUAUUCAAGCCGUAGACGCCGAUGCGGGAGAUAAUUCCCGUUUGGAAUAUCGUCUCACAGAGACCACACCCAACUUCCCGUUCACCAUCAACAACAGCACCGGCUGGAUCGUUGUAGCAUCGGAACUGGACAGAGAAAGCGUGGACUUCUAUAGCUUCGGAGUGGAGGCGCGAGACCACGGAAUGCCAGCCAUGUCCUCGUCCGCUAGCAUCAGCAUGACUAUUCUAGACGUCAACGACAACAACCCUGAGUUCACGCAAAAGGCCUACUACAUGCGCCUAAACGAGGACGCAGCUGUAGGAACGAGCGUCAUCACCGUGUCCGCCGUCGAUCAGGAUAUUAACAGCGUUGUUACGUAUCAGAUCUCGAGUGGGAAUACAAGAAACCGAUUUUCCAUCACCAGCCAGAGCGGCGGAGGCCUGAUAACCCUCGCUCUACCGUUGGACUAUAAGCUGGAAAGACAGUACGUCCUCACCGUCACGGCAUCUGACGGGACACGUUUUGACACGGCUAAGGUUUACGUCAACGUCACGGAUGCCAACACGCACAGGCCGGUUUUCCAGAGCUCGCAUUACACGGUCAACAUCAACGAAGACCGGCCUGUUGGCACGAUCGUAGUGAUGAUUAGCGCGACGGACGAGGACACGGGCGAGAAUGCUCGAAUCACAUACUUCAUGGACGACAGCAUCCCGCAGUUUAACAUCGAUUUGGACAGCGGUGCAGUGACCACGCAAAUGGAGCUGGACUACGAAGAUCAAGUUUCCUACACGCUCGCAAUUACAGCUCGAGACAACGGCAUCCCGCAGAAAUCCGACACCACUUACUUGGAGAUCCUGGUGAACGACGUGAACGACAACUCGCCCGUGUUCCUUCGCGACCGCUACUUGGGCUCAGUCAUGGAGGACAUUCCCACGUUCACCAGCGUCCUGCAGGUGUCCGCGACCGACCGAGACUCGGGCCUCAACGGACGCGUCUUCUACACGUUCCAAGGCGGAGAAGACGGAGACGGAGACUUCAUCAUCGAGUCCACUUCUGGUAUCGUACGAACCCUGCGACGUCUUGACCGAGAAAACACGCCCGUUUAUAACCUCCAGGCCUUCGCGGUGGAUAAAGGUGUUCCGCCGCUCAAGACGCCGGUUGAUAUUCAGGUGACCGUUUUAGACGUAAAUGACAACCCGCCUGUGUUCGAGAAAGAUGAGUUUGAUAUAUUCGUGGAGGAGAACAGUCCCAUCGGGCUCGUGGUGGCCCACAUAUCUGCGUCAGACCCAGAUGAAGGCAGCAACGCUCAAAUCAUGUACCAGAUCGUCGAAGGCAACAUCCCUGAGGUCUUCCAACUGGACAUCUUCUCCGGCGAGCUCACCGCUCUGACCGACCUCGACUACGAGACGCGUUUGGAGUAUAUCAUCGUAGUUCAAGCCACGUCUGCGCCGCUGGUCAGCAGAGCCACGGUCCACAUCAAACUCAUCGACAAGAACGACAACGUCCCCGUCCUCAAGAACUUCCAGAUUAUAUUUAACAACUACGUAACCGACAAGACCAACAGCUUCCCGUCGGGUGUGAUUGGCCGGAUCCCGGCUCACGACCCGGACAUCUCCGAUCAGCUCCACUACAGCUUCCAGGCUGGAAACGAGCUGAAUUUGGUGCUUCUGAACCAGAGCACCGGAGAGAUCCGACUCAGCCGAGCCCUGGACAGCAACAGACCGCUGGAGGCAUCCAUGAAGAUCUCCGUCUCGGAUGGCGUUCACUCAGUGUCGGCUCAGUGUCUGCUGCAGGUCACCAUCAUCACGGACGAGAUGCUCUCCAACAGCAUCACGCUGCGAUUGGCCGACACGUCGCAGGGGCGCUUCCUCUCGCUCCUAUUGGCUCAGUUCCUGGAGGGCGUGGCCCGCGUUCUCUCGGCGUCCCGUGAGGAUGUGGUGGUCUUCAACAUCCAGGACGACACUGAUGUCAAUGCCGGCAUCCUGAACGUCAGCCUGUCAGUGGCAGUUCCAGGCGAGGGGUCGCGGGGUCAUGGGGUCAGCCCGGCCCGGCUGGGUCGCAGCAGCGGAGGCGAGGUGGAGUUCUUCGGGUCGGAGGAGCUGCAGGAGCGCCUGUAUCUGAACCGAAGUCUGCUGGCGCAGAUCUCCUCGCAGGAGGUGCUCCCGUUUGACGACAACAUCUGCCUGCGGGAGCCAUGCGAGAACUACAUGAAGUGCGUGUCCGUGCUGAAGUUCGACAGCCUGGCGCCGUUCGUGGCGUCCGACACCAUCCUGUUCCGGCCGAUCCACCCGAUCGCAGGGCUGCGCUGCCGCUGUCCGCUCGGCUUCACGGGCGACUACUGCGAGACGGAGAUCGACCUGUGCUAUUCCAAACCCUGCGGCGCUCACGGCGUCUGCUGCAGCCACGAGGGAGGCUUCACCUGCCAGUGUCUCCACGACUACACAGUCAGGUGCGAGUGUCCUCCCGGAGGCUUCGAGAAGCCCUUCUGCCACAUGAGCUCCAGGAACGUCCCUCCGCAGACCUUCAUCACCUUCAAGGGUCUCCGGCAGCGCUUCCACUUCACACUCUCGCUGUCGUUUGCGACUCGAGAGCCUGACGGUCUGCUGCUGUAUAAUGGACGCUUCAACCAGAAACACGACUUCAUCUCUCUGGAGAUCGUUAAUGAACAGAUCCAGCUCACAUUCUCCGCAGGAGAGACGCAGAUGACGGUGUCGCCCUUCAUCGCGGGCGGAGUGAGUGACGGGCGCUGGCACACGGCACACGUGCACUACUACAACAAGCCCGUCCUGAACCGCGCGGGUCUCCCUCAGGGCCCGUCCGAUCAGAAGGUCGUCGUGGUGAUGGUGGACGACUGCGACACGUCAGUGGCGCUGCGCUUCGGUCACGUGAUUGGAAACUAUUCGUGCUCCGCCCAGGGCAGCCAAUCAGGAUCCAAGAAGUCUCUGGAUCUGACGGGGCCACUGCUGCUGGGCGGCGUUCCCAAACUCCCCGAGGAGUUUCUCGUCCGGAGCCGGCAGUUUGUCGGCUGCAUGAAGGACCUGCGCAUCGACCAGCGGCACAUCGACAUGGCCGGAUUCAUCGCUAAUAAUGGAACGCUAGCCGGAUGCUCGGCGAAACGUCAUUUCUGCAGCACUAACCCGUGUCUGAACGGCGGCGGUUGUGUGAAUCUGUGGGGUUCGUUCCGAUGCGACUGUCCGCUGGGAUUCGGAGGACGGAACUGCGAGAAAGUGAUGCCCAACCCGCUGCGUUUCCAUGGUAACGGGCUGUUGUCGUGGCGGGAUCUGGCUGUCGUGGUAACGGUUCCGUGGCACCUGGAGUUCAUGUUUCGCACGCGGCAGCCGACGGCGACACUGAUACAUAUCAGUUCAGCACAACAACACAACCUCACCAUACAGCUGAGGGAGGGUUACGUGUUGACGUCGCUUCAGCGCGGCGAGGACUCCACCGUGUCUCGUGUUGAUGAUGUCACAGUGAGCGACGGCCAAUGGCAUCAUGUGUUGCUGGAGCUCCGAGGCCCUGUGGCGGGCGGCGUAACGGCGGCACUGAGCCUCGACCACGUUCAUGUGGUGAACGUGGGGUCGGGCUGCAGUCUGCCGAACCCCUGCGGGUCGAACCCGUGUCCGGCUCACAGCGACUGCAGCGACGACUGGGACACACAUUCCUGCAGAUGCCACAGCGGUUACUACGGCAACAACUGCAGCGACGCUUGCGCUCUGAACCCCUGCGAGCACCAAUCAGCAUGCAGCAGGAAGUCAAGCUCCGCCCACGGAUACACGUGUAACUGUCCCAGCAGCUACUUCGGCCAGUACUGCGAGAAAAAGACGGAUCUGCCGUGUCCCCGCGGAUGGUGGGGCGAUAAGUCAUGUGGUCCGUGUAACUGUGACACAGCUAAAGGAUUCGACGCCGACUGUAACAAGACCAGCGGCGCGUGUCGCUGCAAGGACAAUCACUUCCGGCCUGCGGCGAGCGUGGCGUGUCUGCUGUGCGACUGCUACGCCGUGGGCUCGUUCUCGCGCUCCUGCGACCCGGACAGCGGUCAGUGUCCGUGUAAGCCGGGUGUCAUCGGGCGACAGUGUGACUGCUGCGAUAACCCCUUCGCUGAGGUCUCUUCCAGCGGCUGUGAAGUCAUCUACGACAGCUGUCCGCAGGCCAUGGAAGCAGGAAUCUGGUGGCCGCGGACCAAGUUCGGUUUACCAGCGGCCGUCUCGUGUCUGAAAGGAUCCAUCGGAACUGCGAUCCGUCACUGUGACGAGCACAAGGGCUGGCUGUCACCGAACCUCUUCAACUGCACAUCUGUGAGCUUCAGUAAACUCAAGACACUGUCAGAGCGUUUGGCACGUAACGCAUCUCUGAUGGACUCCAGUAACGUCCAGCAGACGGCGGCGCUGCUGCGUAACGCAACGAAGAACGUGAGACAGUUCUACGGCAGCGACGUGAAGAUCGCGUAUUACCUGACGCGCGCCAUACUGCAGCACGAGAGCAGCCAGCAGGGCUUCAACCUCACCGCCACGCAGGACGUCCUGUUCAACGAGCACCUGAUGCACGUGGGCAGCGCUAUACUGUCGGCGGAAACGCGCGGACACUGGGAGCUCAUCCAGCAGACGGAGGGAGGCACGGCCACACUGCUGCGACAGUUCGAGGAGUAUACGAACACGCUCGCGCAAAACAUGAGGAAGACCUACCUGAGCCCCUUCACCAUCGUCACGCCCAACAUCAUCAUCUCCAUCGAUCGUUUGGAGAAGAUGAAUUUCGCCGGCGCUAAACUGCCGCGUUAUGAGUCUCUGCGCGGGCCACGCCCACUCGACCUGGAGACGGCUGUCACUCUUCCCGACUCGGUCUUCAUCCCCGCCCCCGAGGGCAAAGGUCAGCGGCAUCACAGCGAGCCAAUCGCAGAGUCCGGCAGAAACCACACAGCCAAUCGGAAGAAACGGCACCCGGAUGAGCGCGAGCAGGACGCCGUUGCCAGCAUCAUCAUCUUCCACAGCCUAGCGGCGCUGCUUCCAGAGCGAUACGACACCGACAAGAGGAGCCUCAGGGUUCCCAAGCGUCCGGUCAUCAACACUCCUGUGGUCAGUAUAACAGUUCAUGAUAAUGAGGAGCUGCUGCAGCACACGCUGGAUAAACCCAUCACGGUGCAGUUCCGCCUGAUGACCACUGAGGAGCGCUCUAAACCCAUCUGUGUGUUCUGGAACCACUCCAUAGUCGCUGGCGGUCCGGGCGGCUGGUCUUCUAAGGGUUGUGAGGUGGUCUUCAGGAACAACACACACAUCAGCUGUCAGUGUUACCACAUGACGAGCUUCGCCGUGCUCAUGGACAUCUCACGCCGAGAGAACGGAGAGAUCCUGCCGGUGAAACUGAUCACGUGGAGUUCGGUGGGUGUGACGCUGGGCUUCCUCUUCCUCACCAUCGUCUUCCUCACCUGCCUGCGGGCCGCGAGCAGCAACAAGACCAGCAUCGUCAACAACGGCGCGGCCGCGCUCUUCAUCGCGCACCUCCUCUUCAUCUUAGGCAUCAAUCAAGCCGAUAACCCGUUCCUGUGUACGGUGAUGGCCAUCCUGCUGCACUUCCUCUGGCUCUGCGUCUUCUCCUGGCUCUUCCUGGAGGGGCUGCAUGUGUACCGCAUGCUGAGCGAGCUGCGCGACAUCAACUACGGCCCCAUGCGCUUCUACUACCUGAUUGGCUGGGGAGUGCCGGCCUUCGUCACGGGUCUGGCGGUGGGACUGGACCCCGAGGGCUACGGGAACCCCGACUUCUGCUGGCUCUCGCUCUACGACACCCUCAUCUGGAGUUUGGCGGGUCCCAUCGCGUUCGUCGUGUCGAUGAACGUGUUCCUGUACAUCAUGGCGUCGAGAGCAUCGUGUUCGCUCAAGCAGAAGAGCUGCGAGACGAGAGACGUGCCGGCGGCGGGUCUGCGGUCAGCGUGUGCUGUGAUGCUGCUGGUGACGGUGACGUGUCUGCUAGCGCUGCUGUCGGUCAACAGCGACAUGAUUCUCUUCCACUAUCUGUUCGCCGGAUUCUGCUGUGUUCAGGGGCCGCUUCUGUUCUUCUUCCGCGUGGUGUUUAAUAAAGAAGCGAGAGACGCCAUGCGCUACUGCUGCAGCAAGAAACGACCCGAUCACAUGAUCAAAUCCAAACCAUCCAGGAUCCGUGACGAGCAGCGCUGA
Molecule: messenger RNA, 7923 nt
Organism: Sinocyclocheilus anshuiensis
Lineage: Eukaryota; Metazoa; Chordata; Actinopteri; Cypriniformes; Cyprinidae
Product: cadherin EGF LAG seven-pass G-type receptor 2-like
Exons: 28
Coding region: 1-7923 (2640 amino acids)
Biological process (GO): cell surface receptor signaling pathway; G protein-coupled receptor signaling pathway; homophilic cell-cell adhesion
Cellular component (GO): plasma membrane
Molecular function (GO): calcium ion binding; G protein-coupled receptor activity
Source: RefSeq, a predicted model, not a curated record